Molecule: messenger RNA, 1948 nt
Organism: Pantherophis guttatus
Lineage: Eukaryota; Metazoa; Chordata; Lepidosauria; Squamata; Colubridae
Gene: IRX3
Product: iroquois homeobox 3
Biological process (GO): regulation of transcription by RNA polymerase II; neuron differentiation; cell development
Cellular component (GO): nucleus
Molecular function (GO): RNA polymerase II cis-regulatory region sequence-specific DNA binding; DNA-binding transcription factor activity, RNA polymerase II-specific
Source: RefSeq, a predicted model, not a curated record
CCCCCCAAACCCCCACCCCCUCCCCGCCAUGGCAUUUUCCCAGUUGGGCUACCAGUACAUCCGCCCGCUCUACCCGACGGACCGCCAAGGGAACAACGGCGGCGGCGGCGGCGGCGGUUCCCGCAACGGGGCCGACCUCAGCCCGGCCGGUUCGCUCUGCGGCGUUUUAUCUUCCAUGUACGGCGCGCCUUACGCGGCAGCCGCGGCUGCUCAGGGCUACGGGGCCUUCCUGCCUUACGCGGCCGAGCUUCCCAUCUUCCCGCAGCUGGGCGCCCAGUAUGAGUUGAAGGACAGUCCCGGCGUCCAAGCCGCGGCCUUCCCGGCCCCUCACCCGGCUUUCUACCCUUACGGCCAGUAUCAGUUCGGCGACCCCUCCAGGCCCAAGAACGCCACCCGCGAGAGCACCAGCACGCUGAAGGCCUGGCUGAACGAGCACCGCAAGAACCCCUACCCGACCAAGGGCGAGAAGAUCAUGCUGGCCAUCAUCACCAAGAUGACCCUCACUCAGGUCUCCACCUGGUUCGCCAACGCCCGGCGACGCCUCAAGAAGGAGAACAAGAUGACCUGGGCUCCCCGCAGCCGCAGCGAGGACGAGGAAGGCACGACCUACGGCAGCGAGGAUGGCGAGGGGGAGAAGCGAGACCCCGACGACGAGGAGAUAGACUUGGAGAACAGCGACACCGAACCCUCGGAGACCAGUGGAGCGGCGGCCGGAGCCGGGGCCCAAGCCGGGCAGCUGCUCCUGCACGUCGGGGAGGAAGAGGAAGAGGGCCGGGAGGUGAGCGCGGAGCAGGAGGGCGUGCAACCGACGGCGCUGCGCCUGCCUUCCCCGCGGGAGCCCCGCACGGGCAGCAGCGACACGUCGGAAGAGGAGGAGGAAGAGGAGGAGGAGGAAGACGAAGAGGAGAGUUCCGACGGCUUCGAGGAGCUGGCCGGCGCUCAGGAGCGCUUCCUGAAGGCGGUGGAGGCGCGGCGGCGCGCCUCGACGGGACCCCCGCCUCUCCGCAGCCCCAGCCCGCUUCCCCAGCCCGUCCAGCCGCCCAAACCCAAGAUCUGGUCUUUGGCAGAGACGGCUACCAGCCCGGAUAACCCCUCGCGGAAAUCGCCCCCUGGCGGUGGAGGAGGAGGAGGAGGAGGGGGGUCCCCCCCGAACGCCCCCCAAUGCCUUCCCCAAUCCGCCCCGGGCGCCGCGCACAGACUGGUCUCCGCCUGCCCGCUGGGCAAAUUCGCCGGCUGGUCGGGCCGACCCUUCUCGGCCGCCCCCCCGCACGCCUCCCACCCGCUAACUUUGCUGAACACUCCCCAUCUCUUGGGACUGGCGGGGGGCAACUCCAGCACGGCGCCCGCGGCGGCGGCGGCGGCGGCAGCAGCGGCGGCGGCGGCGGCUCUGGCGGCUUUUUCCAGACCGGCGGACCAGGCGCCGAGCGCGGAAGCCUGCGGAACAGAUCGAUCUAGUGCCUUGGAUGUAGAGAAAAAGUUAAUAAAGACAGCUUUCCAGCCAGUUCAGAGGCGGCCUCAGAACCAACUUGAUGCAGCUAUGGUUCUAUCAGCGUUGUCAUCAUCCUAGUUAUUUUUUUUUAUUUUUAAUUAUUGUUCUAAUGGUUGUAAAAUAAAAUUAUCUGUAUAGUUACAGCUCGUACGCAUGUCUGUGUAUUAAAUGGAACAAACAAGCGUGCGUGUGUGUGUGUGUGAGAGGGGCAGAACUCCAUUUCGGUUAACUCAUCUGGGUUAGCUGAAUUCGUGAAGUAUUUUUUGGGUGAAGUCUGGGGUGAGAAAUCAGGCGUUCCUUUCCUUUUUUUGUAUAUAGAGCAAAACGCGCAAGAGAGAGAGAGCGCGCGCACGCACACACACGCGCCCCCAAAAUGUACAUAACUGUGUGAACCAAACUGUACAAGAAAGUAUAUAUAUAUAUAUAUUUUUGGCUAAUAAACUGUUGCCACUUUGACUA